Molecule: messenger RNA, 774 nt
Organism: Lachancea sp. 'fantastica'
Lineage: Eukaryota; Fungi; Ascomycota; Saccharomycetes; Saccharomycetales; Saccharomycetaceae
Source: the annotation of a GenBank genome assembly
AUGAUUCUCCAGUGUUUAUUAGCCGCCUUGGCGUUCUUUCUACAGGUUUCAGCCGCUGGAACGAGCUUUCUAGCGGUCAAUUCGCAACGUUACCAAAAUGCUUUGUCCACUGACAAAGUCAACUCGUGGGAAGAACUUUCGGCUCUCAGUGACACGCAGGAGCCUCUGGUCUGUUUCAGAUUCACAAAUUUUGAUCUUUUGACCGAAAUGGCCCGGUUUCCUACCGAAGUGGGAUUCUUGUCAACGUUUUUCGAAGACUUGGCGACGCAAGCGUGGAAUGAAGACUCUUUCACAGACGUGGCAGAUGCCUCAAGUAUCGAGGUUCAAGAGAUUCCAGAACCAGCUUUGCCCUCUCUUUACAGCCAAGUCGACCGGGAAAGUGACAUUAUCGUCUUCGAGUUUUCGGGCGUCUCAUACGAUUUGAAGCGUCUCGACGAAUUUUUGGAAACCGUCUACGUUUUUCUGGAAGAAGAGCUAAUGAACAUCGAUAACAUCGUCAUUCAAGUGCCUUCUGUCGGUAAAGGCUACGUCAAAAACACCGCCAAAACAUCCGACAUCGACGUUUCGGACCCCGAUAGAAAACCAGUUUCAAGCUCUCCAGCCGGAAACGGCGACGAAUUGAGCUCCCUAUGGACGGAGGGAUUGAUCAGCUGUUUGAUUGUCACCGCAAUCUUGUUGGCAAUCUUGUUUGUGGCUAUCUCCUGGAUCACCAGUCUGGAGAUCAGUUAUGGAGCUUUUGAGAAGCCCGUGAAUCCGCUCAAGAAGACCAACUGA